Molecule: messenger RNA, 2005 nt
Organism: Sphaerodactylus townsendi
Lineage: Eukaryota; Metazoa; Chordata; Lepidosauria; Squamata; Sphaerodactylidae
Gene: DRAXIN
Product: dorsal inhibitory axon guidance protein
Exons: 6
Coding region: 492-1511 (339 amino acids)
Biological process (GO): Wnt signaling pathway; axon guidance
Cellular component (GO): extracellular region
Source: RefSeq, a predicted model, not a curated record
GAGGAGGAGCAGCCCCAAGUUCGACCCCCUCCCAAUUAUCACCCCCCCCCCAGCAGACGCACACACCUGAUCUCUCCGGCAGAGUUCAAUACACCCCCGCUCCGCCCCCGUCUCCAUCUGCGCCUUGGAGAGGCUGGGGGGCUCAGGGUACCAACCGUCUUUUGUCCCCUUUGUCUCUUUCUGGAGCGCCCCCUCCCUCGGGGACGCGCCCGGCGGAGGGGACGCGGCUCGCCCCUGUGGCACUGAUCCCCCCCGCCCUUCCUCCCUCCCCCCAGCCCAAAAAACGCCGGCCAAAACCACGCCCCCCUCCCGCCCAGGGAUGCCCUCCGCCCCCGGGCGCCCCCUCUUGCCAAGCCAAGCCUCCUCGGGCUGGCAGGGGGCCCCCUAGGCCAGCCCCCUCCCCUCCGGUCUCUGCCAAGCGCUCGGCCGGGCAAGGCAGGCUGGAGCUCCGGAGCGCAACUUUGAGCAGGUGAGGACCAGCUUUCGGGAAGAUGGCCUCCUCCCCCGCCCAUCUCCCCCCCAUUUUUGUCUUCUGCCUGCUGACUCUCAGCCCCACGGACUCGCUUGAGCCAGCCCCCAUGGUAUCCAGCAUCCCAGAGGUCACCAAUAAUUUCGACAGCCAGGAUCUGUGGGCCUCCCAGCCACAAGCCGUGACACAUCACCGCAGACACAAUUUCCGCAAGCAGGAGUGGGCGCACCACGGGAUGCCGGCCCGGGCCAGAGGCUCCGGGGAGGGCAACCCGCACCACCGGGGCAGAUCUGGGUCAGUGGAACGGCCCACCAGCCUCCGACAGAAGGACAUUUUCUUGGGCUUUGCAUUCCCGUAUCCCAAGCAGGAGAACCAAGCCCCAGGAUCGGAAAGAGGGAAGAAGCAGGACCGUGAACUCCGACGGCACAGCCGCAGGGACAGACUGAAACAACACCGCGGCAAAGGUCCUAAUCCGGGGCCAAGCGCGCUGUAUAAAAGGCCUGAAAACUUUGAGCAGCAAUUCCAGAUACUCCAGACAGACGGUUCUCCGACAGGACUGGCUCCUACCUCCCUUCUGGGCUCUACCCCAAAGACCUCGACUGAGGAGACCCCCGCUCUCCAAGCCACCUCCCCCCAGCCUCGGGUCCGCAUCAGGCAAGAGGGGGACGUGUUGCCCACCUUGGACAUGACUCUCUUUGACUGGACGGAUUACGAAGACCUCCGGCCAGACAUGUGGCCCCUGUCCCGGAAGAAAGAGAGACAGCAGAGUAAUCCCAGUGGGAACGAAACCACGCCGGCUGAAGAAGACCCCUGUGACCAUCACCUUGACUGCCUCCCAGGCUGCUGUUGUGAUUUGCGGGAGCACCUCUGCAAACCCCACAAUCGUGGCCUGAACAACAAAUGUUACGACAACUGCAUGUGUGCGGAAGGUCUGCGCUGUUAUGCCAAAUUCCACCGCAACCGGAGAGUGACCCGGCGAAAAGGCCGCUGCGUGGAGCCAGAGUCUGUGGAUGGAGAUCAAGGAUCGUUUAUUAAUGUCUAGGAAGACGCUGGCGAGCUUUUCUGGGCUGGUGGCAUUAAUUUAUGACUAGUGGUGGGGACGGAAAGGAGAAGGGCCACUGGGUGGCUUUGAUGCUGUUGGCUGAGCUACAAAUCCCGUGCCGCUUUCCUGAAACUUCCACAAACCAAUUCUCACUCCCCCCCACCCCUGCCCCCCACGCUGCCACUAGAAGCUGGAGGCAGUUUUUGAUCUGACACCUACAAGAGAUUGUUUUUAAGAUCUGAGGAAACUUUACCCAUUGCCUGCUGCAUCUCUGUGUGAGUCUCUGUGCUGGGUCAUUCUGCUGUAUCAGGAAUGGCUGAAUUUAACACAUAGUCAGAGGCUGGGCAGUUACUUGUUGGAAGGUGCUGGGAAGAACAUAAGAACAUAAGAACUAGCCUGCUGGAUCAGAACAGAGUCCAUCUAGUCCAGCACUCUACUACUCGCAGUGGCCCACCAGGUGCCUUUAAGAGCUCAUGUGCAGGAUGUGAAAGCAA